Molecule: messenger RNA, 3425 nt
Organism: Paralichthys olivaceus (Japanese flounder)
Lineage: Eukaryota; Metazoa; Chordata; Actinopteri; Pleuronectiformes; Paralichthyidae
Source: RefSeq, a predicted model, not a curated record
AGAUGACUGGUGAUGCUUCUCCGAGAACGACUGAUCGUUGACAUCGCUCCAGAGUUCUGCUCGCCCUCUGCAACACACUGAACGACUAUUAUUAGCCAACAGGCUCCAGGAUUGUUUGCACGCAGCACACAAUGGCCUCCGCACUGUGGAGGUGUCCAGUGUUUCACUGCCUAUUGCUCCUUCUCGUUUGCUUUCACUGUUCUCAAGGGUUCAGCCGUGCAGCCUUGCCCUUUGGGUUGGUCAGGAGAGAGCUCUCAUGUGAAGGAUAUGCAAUUGAUCUCCGCUGCCCGGGGAGUGAUGUCAUCAUGAUCGAGACGGCCAACUACGGCCGCACUGAUGACAAGAUCUGUGACGCUGACCCAUUUCAGAUGGAGAACGUCAACUGCUACCUCCCUGAUGCCUACAAGAUUAUAUCACAAAGGUGCAACAACCGUACGCAGUGUGUGGUUGUCACUGGCUCUGAUGUCUUUCCUGAUCCAUGCCCUGGCACCUACAAGUACUUAGAGGUCCAGUAUGAGUGUGUUCCCUAUAUUUUCAUUUGUCCUGGGACUCUGAAGGGUGUAGGAGAGGCCACCUACUUGUUCGAGGCAGAGCAGCAGGCGGGGUCGUGGUGCAAAGACCCUCUGCAGGCUGGAGACAAAGUCUUCUUCAUGCCCUGGACACCAUACCGCACUGACACCCUAAUCGAGUACGCCUCUCUGGAGGACUUCAAAAAUGGUCGCCAGACGACCACGUAUAAACUGCCGCACCGUGUGGAUGGGACAGGCUUCGUAGCUUACGACGGCGCUAUCUUCUUCAAUAAGGAACGCACCCGCAACAUCGUCAAGUUCGACCUGCGCACACGCAUCAAAAGUGGCGAAGCAAUUGUUAACAACGCCAACUAUCACGACACCUCACCCUACCGCUGGGGUGGCAAGACAGACAUUGACCUGGCAGUAGAUGAGAGGGGUUUAUGGGUAAUCUAUGCCACUGAACAGAACAAUGGACGCAUUGUGGUGAGCCAGCUCAACCCGUACACGCUUCGCUUUGAGGCCACGUGGGAUACGGCAUACGACAAGCGCUCUGCCUCGAACGCCUUCAUGGUGUGCGGCGUGCUGCACGUGGUGCGCUCAACCUACGAAGAGAACGAGAGCGAGGCGAGCAGGAGCCAAAUCGAUUACACAUACAACACCAAGCUGAGCCACGGCGAAUACACCGACAUCCUCUUCCCCAACCAGUACCAGUACAUCACCGCUGUGGAUUACAACCCCAGGGACAACCAGCUGUACGUGUGGAAUAACUUUUACAUCCUGCGCUACGACCUGGACUUCAAGCCGCCGGAUCCCGCCGAAGGGCCAACCAUUGAAGAUUUCUCCGUCGCAUCAUCCAUGCCAAAGACCACCACAGUUUUCACCACCACCGCUGCGUCCACACUUAAGGGCCAUGGUGACACUACAGUGGCAGGUGCAGAUCCAAGAGAUGGAAGAGAUCCGUUUGAGGACGGUCGUGGAUCGAGUACAGCUGAGCCCACUGUCCCCGAGCUGCCGCCAACACCCAGACGCUUCUGCGAGGCGACCAGGAGGAGGGCCAUCGACUGGCCCCAGACCCACACUGGGACCACUGUGGAGAGGCCCUGCCCCAAAGGGACCAGAGGCAUCGCCUCCUUCCUCUGCACUGUGGCAGGGACCUGGUGCUCCAAAGGGCCGGACCUCAGCAACUGCACUUCCCACUGGGUAACUCAAGUGGCACAAAAGAUUCGAAGUGGUGAAAAUGCUGCUAAUUUGGCCAAUGAGCUGGCACGCCACACACAGGGCCCAGUGUUUGCCGGAGAUGUCAGCUCCUCGGUGCGCCUGAUGGAGCAGCUCGUGGACAUCCUGGAUGCUCAGCUGCAGGAGCUUAGGCCCAGUGAGAAGGACUCAGCUGGACGCAGCUUCAACAAGCUUCAAAAACGAGAGAAGACGUGCAGGGCUUACAUGAAGGCCAUUGUGGACACCGUUGACAACCUCCUGAGGCCGGAAGCCCUGAAAUCCUGGAAAGACAUGAAUUCAACGGAACAGACGCACGCCGCUACAAUGCUACUGGAUACCCUGGAGGAAGGGGCCUUUGUCCUUGCGGAAAACCUGAUCGAGCCAGCGAUCGUAAAAGUACCUGCAGAGAAUAUCAUGUUGGAAGUGUACGUGUUAAGUACCGACGGUCAAGUGCAAGAUUUCAGGUUUCCACAGACGAGCAAAGGUGGAGCGUCUCUUCAGAUUUCCUCCAACACGGUCAAAGUCAACAGCAAAAAUGGUGUGGCCAAGCUGGUGUUUGUGCUCUACAAACACCUGGGUCAAUUCCUCAGCACAGAGAACGCCACGCUGAGGGGAAUGGGGGAUCUGAGCAAACGCAACCUUUCCCUCACCGUCAACUCCCACAUCCUUUCAGCCUCCAUCACCAAGGAGUCCAGCCGCGUGUUUGUGGCCGACCCCGUGAUCUUCACGCUGGAGCACCUGGAUAAGGAGCACUACUACAAUCCCAACUGUUCCUUCUGGAAUUACUCAGAGCGGAGCAUGAUGGGAUAUUGGUCCACGCAAGGCUGUAAACUGCUGGAAACCAACAAGAGCCACACCACUUGCUCCUGCAGUCACUUGACCAACUUCGCCAUCCUCAUGGCCCAUCGAGGGAACGUGGGGGAGGGGAGCGUCCACGAACUGCUUCUCACCGUCAUCACUCGGAUGGGCAUCGCCGUGUCUCUCGUCUGUCUCGCCAUCAGCCUCUUCACCUUCUGCUUCUUCCGUGGUCUUCAAAGUGACCGCAACACCAUCCACAAAAACCUCUGCCUGAACCUCUUCAUCGGCGAGCUUAUCUUCCUCGUGGGCAUCAACAUGACGGAACCAAAGCUGGUUUGCUCCAUCAUCGCUGGCAUUCUCCACUUCUGCUUCCUGGCUGCGUUCGCCUGGAUGUGUCUGGAGGGCGUGCAGCUGUACCUCAUGCUGGUGGAGGUGUUCGAGAGCGAGUUCUCUCGCAGGAAGUACUACUACGUCUCCGGGUACCUCAUCCCGGCUGUGGUGGUGGGCAUCUCAGCAGCCAUUGACUACAGAAGCUACGGCACACAGCGGGCAUGCUGGUUGAGGGUUGAUAACCAUUUCAUCUGGAGCUUCAUUGGGCCCGUGACCUUCAUAAUUGUGGUCAAUGUCAUCUUCCUGGUGGUGACCAUGUACAAGAUGGUGAAGCACUCCACCUCCAUGAAACCCGACUCGUCCAGGCUGGGAGGUAUCAGGUCGUGGGUGUUGGGAGCGUUUGCCCUACUUUGUCUGCUGGGGCUCACUUGGUCCUUCGGCUUGUUCUUCCUCAACGAAUCCUCCAUCGUGAUGGCGUACCUCUUCACCAUCUUCAACACUCUGCAAGGGAUGUUCAUCUUCAUCUUCCACUGCCUCCUCCAGAAAAAGGCAAGAUUUUGUUUUCUGUGA